Messenger RNA from Phaedon cochleariae (mustard beetle), 6760 nucleotides. The record is from the annotation of a GenBank genome assembly. Lineage: Eukaryota; Metazoa; Arthropoda; Insecta; Coleoptera; Chrysomelidae.
UGGUAAUGGUACCAAUACUCGGGCUGACCUAUUAUGAAUUGAUACACUGUAUUGAGUGAAACAAUGAGUGAGAGAAAAUUCGCCCGUGGACUGGGAAAGCCAGGGACUGCAGCUCAACUUAGGGAAACUGUAUCCCAAGUAGUUAGGGAGAGUACUGUACAAGCCAAACCUCACUUGGUAGAACCUUUGGAUUUUGAGAAAUUCGUUUUAAAGAAUAAAACGGUGCUACAAAAUGAUCCUCAAAGAGAGUUAUUACUCUAUCCUUCUGACGACAUUUCUCAAAUUAUCGUGCCUAGAAGAUUUCGUACACUUUCACAAAACUUUCCUUCUGAUGCUGAUACUGAAAAUUGUAGCCUGUUUACCAAGCAAUGCAUUAAUAGUUAUUCAAGCAAUUGGAACUUGAUACAUUACAAGUACAGUGCAUAUUCUGGGACAUAUGCUGAUUUACCACAAAAUUCACAAGAAAAGAAACUUCAAGAAGAAGUAUAUGAAAUUGACAUCGAUACUGACGCAGUGGAUGAUUUGAAGCCCAAAUUGGAUAAUAUCACUAAAGAAGGGUAUUUGUUGAAGGGACCAGAAAUAGGGUCUGAAAGAUCGUUUGUAAACAUUGGCUCAAAAAGUUUUAAAAGGAGAUAUUGUUAUCUUCGACAAGAAGUAGAUGGAACAUACAUUAUGGAAAUGUAUAAAGAUGAAAAAAAAGGUGAAGCCAAAGUGACAAUAGUUAUGGAUUUUUGCACUGAUGUCGUGAAGAAUUUGAAAAGGGGGAGGUUUUGUUUUGAACUAAGAAUGACAUCUGGACAUAAAUCCUAUUUAUUGGCCUCUGAAAAUGAGUCUGAUUUCAAGGAUUGGUUGUCCAAGUUGAGCUCAGUUUUACAGCAGUACAAAAUUCAAGAAGAAAAAAGAGCUGCAUCUUUGGAAAGAGAUCGUAGUACCACACCUCCACCUUCUCCACAAAUGAACCAGCCUUAUGGAACCCUGAAGGGCCUUGAUCAGAGUAUGAAUCCUCAGCUGAUGAGAUAUGGAAGAGAAACGGAUGUGAGCAUUGCAGCACUAAGAAAAGAUAACAGGCAGAAAAUUUUCGAACUUCACCCCAACCUAGUAUUGAACAUAAAGUCUCAAAGUUCUAGUCAGGACCAAAUAGAACCAUAUAAAGAAGUGUUCGGACAAAGAGUCCUUCUCAAAUGUGAAAGAAUUAGGUUAAAGUUACAAGUCGUAGACGAUAGAGAUAAUCUUUGCCAGGUAGAACCGUACCAUACAACAUUGUGCCUAUUUGAUGCCAAAAAUGGUAGAAAACUGACUGAAAAUUUUCAUUUUGAUGUUAAUAGCACUAGUAUAAGGAGCACGUUCAAUAAUGGCAUUUGUAGCAACUCGAAUAAUUAUUCAAAAUUGGAUCUUCCACCGAAUCUACCUAUGGAAUGGUUGAUGUAUCCCAGGCAGGCACUUUUAAGUGUGACAAACCCACAUCCAGACAUAUUUCUGGUGGUUAGAAUAGAGAAGGUGUUGCAAGGGGGUAUAUAUCAGAGUUCUGAGCCUUAUAUUAAGGCUAACAAAGAUCCAAAAAUUAGUCAGAAAGUUUAUAGGAAUAUAGCUGUAUGUUGCCAAAGACUGGGGAAGUAUCGUAUGCCAUUCGCUUGGGCUGCCAGGCCUCUUUUCAGGUUAUAUAGUAACGAAUUGGACACAACUUCUGAUUUUCACGCCAUUUAUCGUCAAGAACCCACAAAGUUAUCUGAUGAAGAAAUGAUAAAAUUGUUGUCCGAUUAUAGGAAACCUGAUAAAUUUAACAAGUUCACUGUGAUUCCUGGUUCCUUAGAAAUUACCGUAUCUGCCAUAAACGAUCUUCCACCAAGUACUUUAACAACUUCUCUUGCUCCACUAAAACCUUUUCCUUUACCUCCCACCUCGGAACCCACUAUAGAAUUAGCUGAAUUAGAAGGAUUAUGCGACAAAGACAUCAACCCAUAUACGACAUAUAUAAAUCACCUAUUUGUUUAUCCGCUCAGCUUGAAUUUUGACAUGCAGAAAACAUUUUCUAGAGCCCGAAACAUUGCAUGUGUUAUAGAACUUCGGAAUUCUGAUAACGAAGAAGCUCAAGGAUUACAGUGUAUAUACGGCCGUCCCGGUCAACCCCUAUUAGUUUCUCAGGUGUCCUGUGUCAUUUUGCACCACAACACUUUUCCAUUAUGGUACGAAGAAAUUAAAAUAAGGUUACCGACGAAUAUUCUCUCUACGCACCAUUUGUUAUUUACUUUUUACCACAUAUCCUGUGAUAUUACCAAAAAGAGGGAGAACGGAGUAGAAAGCUGCGUAGGAUAUGCUUGGCUACCGUUGCUGCAGAAAGGAAAAUUGAGUGUCGAAACACAGUGUAUCCCAGUGGCAUCAAAUUUGCCACCAGGUUAUUUAACGAUUCACCCAUUUGGACUUGGCAAAGGUAAUGCUGGACCAGACAUAAAUUGGAUUGAUGGCCAGAAACCGAUAUUUACCAUAGAUUUCAACUUGGUCUCGACCAUAAAUACCAAAGACCAACAUUUGUAUAACCUCUUCAGCCACGCAGAAAGAUUACUAGACCCCAAACCUUCAUCCUUGCCAUCAGAAAGUGAAACGUGCAAAAUAGUGAAAGCCCUCCACGCCAUACAUUUGACAACUCUCAUUUCUUUCUUGCCGACCCUUUUCAACCAACUUUUUGGCCUCCUGGUAGUGACAACUAGCGAGGAAAUUGGAUUGAACAUCAUCAAGGUGUUGAUAAACUUGGUCGAUAUGAUAUACAACGUGAAUCGUAAGGAAAUCCUCCAGGCGUAUAUCAAAUAUGUUUUCAUUUCACCGGAUAGCAAAAAAAAUACCACUGUACAUGAAGAGAUGUGCAAGUAUUUGCCUAUUAUCCUACAUCCGAAUAAUACCGACUUCUUGGUCGUGAACAAGUUCAUGCAUCAUUCUGAUUUCUUUUUUGAGAUCAUAAUCAAAGGUAUGGCCCAGCAUUUGUUGUCUUCAGGAAGAAUAAAGAUGCAUCGGCAUGAAAGAUUUUCCACAGAGUAUCAGGAGAGGAUAGAUCAUUUGGUGCAGGUGUUGGUACCGUAUGUCCUUAGUAAAUACAAAGAGAUGCCUUUAGAAACUAAAGAACUGAACAAGAGUAUGGCUCAUUUUUUGAAAAAAUGCUUGUCUCUUACUGAUCGAGGCUUCGUAUUCAAAUUGAUCAACUCCUACAUGGACAAAUUCAACCCAGGCGACCCAAGACUCCUACAGGAAUACAAAUUCAACUUUCUAGAAAUAAUAUGUAGCCACGAACACUACAUAUCCAUCAACCUACCUAUCCAACACACCAAGCUCAGCCCUAGAAACCGAUCGCCUGAUAUUUAUCAAGAGUUCACCCUUUCCGACGAAUUCUGCAAACACCAUUUCAUAGUCGGCUUGCUCCUACAAGAAAUUAAGACUUCUCUCAACGAAGUAACGCAUAUCAGAAAAAUUGCCUUGAACACUUUGAAGAACCUCAUAGCGAAACACGAAUUAGACGAUAGGUAUAAGAGUAAGGGUCAGAUGCAUAGGAUAGCGCUGAUCUACCUGCCUUGGCUGAGUAUCGUUUUGGAGAACCUCAGCCGAUUGGACACGAAGGGGGAGAACGAAGAUGAUGCCAAUGACAGUGUUAUCAAUAGGAUUUCGUCUAGCAGUUCUUAUUUGUUCGGGAAGAGUUCAACGGCUAGCGAAAGCACGCCCAGGAGUCACAGGUUCACUUUGCAUUUCGACAAAGACAGCCCGAUGCACUUGAGAAACUCCGCUUUUUAUGAAGCGAUCGCUGGUCAAUCUCUAGUCAAUGGCAAUUCGAUGAGCAUCGAUUCUGACAUAUCUACGAUGUCGGGAGAUGCCCCUUCCACAGUCUCCCAAGAUACCACAAUAAUCCGGGACGAAAGUUUGAGGAACGGCGAUCACAAAACACACGCCAGAUCAACCUCGCACGUUCAACGAUACGACAAAUUACAACCUCAGGAAGCCAAAGAUAUUCUCUUGAUAUUCAUGUUCGUCGUUAAAUAUCUGAACGAGGAACAGCUGGUGAUGUGGUGGCAACAUUACGGUGAUUCGGAUGUGUACAACUUUUUUUCCAUCAUGGAGAUAUGUCUGCAUUCUUUCAAGUAUGUGGGGAAGAGGAAUUUAGCUGCUAUCAAGGUAAACGAUGGCGAUAAUGUGAAGACCAAAUCGAAAAAGGCGCACACUCUACCUGCAAGAAUGAAUCCUUCGGAAAUCAACCAUGACAAUACAAGUACUUUAGUCAUACAUACUACAAGGGAGAACUUAGUUCAUACUGAGAAUGAGAUGCACAAAAAACAACAAUUGAUUCUAGAGCAACAUCUUGCUAUUGAAGUUGGUCUCAUAAUUUUGGAUUGCAUGGGACUGUAUUGUAUGCAUUUUAGAAAAAAAUUAAUGAGCUCAGAUGGAGAGAGUGAAGUACUGAAGAAAAUAUUCGAUAUUUAUCUUGGUUUUAUACAGAUUGGGCAAAGUGAAUCUUUGUUCAAGCAUGUUUUUGGUGCUUUGAGGUCAUUUAUCAAUAAUUUCUCGUCAAUAUUGUUUCAAGGAAAUGCGGUUUUGUGUGGAAGAUUAUGUUAUGAACUGUUGAAAUGUUGUAACAGUCGCUUGCCCUCCAUAAGACAAGAAUCGUGUGCAAUAUUGUAUCUUCUGAUGAGAAGUAAUUUCGAAUUUACCAGCCGCAAAGGCUUGACUAGAGUACACCUUCAAGUUAUAAUAUCAGUAUCACAAAUGCUUGGCAAUAUAGUGGGUUUGAAUAACGCUAGGUUUCAAGAGAGUUUGUCUUUGAUCAACAGCUAUGCUUCUAGUGACAAAGCAAUGAAAGGAACAGGAUUUCCCGUUGAAGUGAAAGAUUUAACAAAACGUGUACGAACCGUUCUCAUGGCAACAGUGCAGAUGAGGGAACAUCAUCACGAUCCAGAAAUGUUGGUCGAUUUGCAACAUAGCCUCGCCAAUUCUUAUGCUUCCACUCCGGAAUUGAGACAUACCUGGUUAGAAACUACAACAAGACAUCAUGUUCGAGAUGGAAAUUUUUCAGAGGCUGCCUGUUGUCAACUUCACAUUGCCGCCCUGAUGGCAGAAUACUUGAAACUCAAAAAAAUCCAAAAGUGGGGUGCAGAAAUGUUCGAAACUAUCUCAUCGAACAUUCCCAGAGAUGAAAAGGGCCUAAAGCUCGACACUGGUGUUCAAGAUAUUCAAUACACCGAAUUCAUUCUGCUAGAACAACUAGAAACUUGUGCAGAAUUCAUAAACAAAGCUGAAAGAUACGAGAUCCUGGGUGAACUAUACAAGCUAAUAAUUCCCAUGUAUGAAAAAAAGAGGAACUAUGAUAUGCUGAGGAAAUCGUACAAUGCUCUGGCUGAUAAUUACGAAAAAGUCGUAGUUACCAAUAAGAGCGGCAAGAGAUUGUUAGGGAGGUACUAUAGGGUUGCAUUUUAUGGCCAAGCCUAUUUUGAAGAGGAUAAUAGUCUGGAGUAUGUGUACAAAGAACCGAAAGUAACAUCAUUGAGUGAGAUUUCUGAGAGGUUGUAUAAACAGUAUUGUGACAAAUUUGGACAAGAUGUUGUCAAAAUGAUUCAAGAUUCAUCACCGGUGAAUCAGUCCGAGUUGGAUACAAAACUGGCUUACAUACAAGUUACUCAUGUAACACCUUACUUUGAGAAAUGUGAAUUGGAGGAGAGACAGACUGAAUUUGAACAAAACCAUGAUAUAAAUUGUUUUAUGUUUGAAACGCCUUUCACAAAAGAUGGCAAGAGCAGAGGUAACCCUGAAGAACAAUGGAAAAGAAGAACUAUACUUACAACAUCAUACUCAUUUCCAUACGUGAAAAAACGGAUCGUAGUGAAAUCGAAACGAAUAACAGAGUUGAGCCCCAUCGAAGUUGCCAUAGACGAGAUGCAGACACGCGUAGCGGAACUGGAAGAUGUGGUUUUCUCCCAACCGACGGACGCGAAAAAACUGCAACUCAGAUUACAGGGUAGCGUUUGCGUGCAAGUUAAUGCUGGACCGCUCGCGUAUGCUAGCGUCUUCUUGGAUCCGGCACUUUGCAGUAUGUAUCCUGAAGAUAAGGUGGAAGAAUUGAAGGAUAUUUUCAGAGAGUUCCUGAAAAUCUGCUAUUCAGCCUUGCAAAUAAACAGCAAACUGAUCGCACAAGACCAACAGGAAUACCAAGAGGUGCUCAGACAGAACUACAAGAAGCUCUGUUCGUCCCUCUCCACCUUGUUCGGCGAAUCGUUGUGGCCGCACGACGAGACGGGAAGUUUUCGCCGCAACAGCAUGGCGGUGUUCAGCGCCGUUAGUGGCGCACCGCAAAAUUCGAGCACAGCUUAACUUUAAGAGAACGUACAGGGUGAGUUACCAGAGGGGCGAAGACCCAUAGUUAGUUGCACAAACGUGUCAUUCGAAAGGUGUGAAGCAUAGUUAUGAGACGCAUUUUUCACCAGAUUGGAUGUGUACUUGCGUUAUCUGUCUAAUUAUAGUUGGAGAGCCGGCUGCAAAUUUCGAUCAUCAUCUGAUAAAAAAAUGACAUACAGGUAGAAACAUGUAGAAACAUUGUAUUUCACCGAACGGCACCUGCGCCAAUCACUAUCCUGGGCAAAAUUAUUGAAACAUUGCACUUUUCUUUGCGGUUAUUUGCGCUAGAUUUCGCGAUUUGAUAACGAGAUCAGAAUUAUGUCAUUUGAUACCCAUUGAAUGGUAGAUCUCAAAACCCUACCUGUGCCACACCUUAAUCUGAGUCAAAUCCUCGGCA